This is a messenger RNA of Entelurus aequoreus (snake pipefish), 2376 nucleotides long. RefSeq names its product stomatin-like protein 1. The record is from RefSeq and is a predicted model, not a curated record. Bases 199 to 1398 code for a protein of 399 amino acids. Gene Ontology annotation, cellular component: plasma membrane. NCBI's taxonomy places the organism in Eukaryota, Metazoa, Chordata, Actinopteri, Syngnathiformes, Syngnathidae. The transcript is spliced from 7 exons.
GUUGUAACACCUCCUGAACGACGAUAGGUGGCGCCAGCGUCAAGGUGCUGUUUUAAUUCACGAGGAAGAGCUCACACAAAAUACGGAAAUGCCAGCAAACGAGUUCGCCAAAAUGAAGACGUCAGAUGAAACAUGUUUUUAAAAGUGUACAGUUGUGCGCGUGUUUUUAUAUAAGAAACGGGUUAUUUUAACUUUACAAUGUUCGGGAGCAAGUCUUACCAGCUACUUCCUCAGAGUAACCCGAGAACGUCGAGGACUCCUGGACUGUUUGUGUCCGGCGACAGCUUCUCGCAGCCCGGCUACCUCAGCAAAGGACUCUCGUUCGAUUACAUCCCCAAUGUUUCUGAGAACGACUUCAGUGAUAGUUCCCAGGGAUGGCUGUCCUGGAUUUGCAAUCAAAUUGUCAUCUUCCUCGUACACAUCUGCACCUUUAUAACCUUUCCCAUAACGGGAUGGUUUGUAUUAAAGACUGUGCCAAACUACCAGAGGAUAGUGGUCUUUCGCCUGGGUCGCGUCUGUCCUCCAAAGGGUCCUGGUACUGUCCUGCUGCUGCCCCUCAUUGACCAGUGGCAGAGGGUAGACUUGCGCACGCGUGCUUUCAAUAUACCUCCAUCUCAGGUGAAUACCAUGGAUGGUGGCCUCCUGUCUGUAGGUGCAGACAUUCAGUUCAGAAUUUGGAACCCAGUUUUGUCAGUGGUGUCAGUUCAGGACAUCAACGUCUCUACCCGGAUAACCGCACAGAACGCUUUAACUCACAGCCUUACCAAGAAGACGAUCAGGGAGAUUCAAACGGAGAGAGUGAAACUUGGAGAAUAUCUUGGCAUGGACAUAAAUGAAAUGACUCGACCAUGGGGCCUGGAGAUCGACCGGGUAGAAAUUACACCAGGAUCUCUUCUUAAAGCUCCUGAGGGUGCACCUUCUGGACCCGUCAUGGUUCCUCCCUCUGUACCAGGCAUGGAGGGUCUCGCCGGCCCCCUUCAGCAGCUGGCCAUGCACUUUAUUAGCAACAGCUCGCAACAACAAGAGAGCAGUGUCACCUUUAUAGAUGAGCAGACACCUCAGACAUCUGUUGAAGAGCUGCUCCACAAGGUCGACCGUGUCCUCUCUGAAGCUUUGGUGAACCAGGUAGGCGCUUGCUUCCAGUUUGACAUCAGCUCAGAAGAUGGACAGCAUCACAGCUACUAUGUGGAUUUGAGCCAAGGCUGCGGUGCAGCUGGAGAGGGGCCCCUGUGUGGAGAGCCUGACGUAACACUGACCAUGUGCGAGGACGACCUACUGGCCAUGUUCCAGGGUAGGCUGGGACCAUUUGCGGCUUACAGCCGUGGUCGACUUCAAAUUCAGGGAGAUGUGAGGACAGCUAUGAAGUUGGAGGAACUAAUAAAGCUGCUCCAGGAAUAAUGUUUGAAUGUGAUAUUCAUUGAUUGUUUAAGUUGAUGUGAAAACAUCAUUUUUUGUAUACAUGAUUGCUAUAAAUGGCUUUUUCCUUUUAUAGAGAUUCUUUGUGAUCAGCUUUAUUUAAAGGCCUACUGAAAGCCACUACUACCAACCACGCAGUCUGAUAGUUUAUAUAUCAAUGAUGGAAUCUUAACAUUGCAACACAUGCCAAUACGGCCGGGUUAACUUAUAAAGUGCAAUUUUAAAUUUCCAGCUAAACUUCCGGUUGAAAACGUCUAUGUAUGAUGACGUAUGCGUGUGACGUCAAUCGUUGAACCGGAAGUAUUGGUACACCAUUGUAUCCAAUACAAAAAGCUCUGUUUUCAUCUCAAAAUUCCACAGUAUUCUGGACAUCUGGGUUGGUGAACCUUUUGCAAUUUGUUUAAUGAAAAAUGAAGACUGCAAAGAAGAAAGUUGUACGUGGGAUCGGUGUAUUAGCGGCUGACUACAGCAACACAACCAGGAGGACUUUGAGAUGGAUAGCAGACGUGCUAGCCGCCGACCUCACCUUGACUUCCUCCGUCAGAUGAGGGCUGGCGUAGGUGGAUAGCUAAUGUUUUUAGCAUAGCUCUGUAGAGGUCCCGUUGCUAAGUUAGCUUCAAUGGCGUCGUUAGCAACAGCAUUGUUAAGCUUCGCCAGCCUGGAAAGCAUUAACCGUGUAUUUACAUGUCCAUGGUUUAAUAGUAUCGUUGAUUUUCUGUCUAUCCUUCCAGUCAGGGGUUUAUUUCUUUUGUUUUCUAUCUCCAUUCAAGCCCGAUGUGCUAUCACGUUAGCUCCGUAGCUAAAGAGCUUCGCCGAUGUAUUGUCGUGGAGAUAAAAGUCCCCGUGAAUGUCCAUUUCGCGUUCUCGACUCUCAUUUUCAAGAGGAUAUACCGUAAUUUCCGGACUAUAAGCCGCACCUGACUAUAAGCCGCACCAGCUAAAUUUAGGGGAAAAUACAGA